Molecule: messenger RNA, 3114 nt
Organism: Mycosarcoma maydis (corn smut)
Lineage: Eukaryota; Fungi; Basidiomycota; Ustilaginomycetes; Ustilaginales
Exons: 1
Coding region: 1-3114 (1037 amino acids)
Cellular component (GO): nucleus; Z disc
Molecular function (GO): transcription coregulator activity
Source: RefSeq, a predicted model, not a curated record
AUGGCGCUUCAAGAACCCGUCGACAUGUCAGCCGCUUGGCUCGCCCAUGCGCCACCUCCUCCUCCAACCACCGCGGUCCGCAAACCUCGUAGGAGUUCAUCGUACGAGCCUUUGUCUGCGCAUAAUGGCAGCACCAUGAAUGAUAUGCACACGCGUGGCGGCUACCUUCCACCAAGCUCCCACUCACCCGAGCCUCCAAGCUCACGAAGAUCCUCUGUUUCCGACCUCAAGGAGCUGACGUCUUCAUCCUCUGCACCGGCUUCGUCCGUAAAGAGGGUACGCUCCAAAGUCACCUCGAACCCAGUGCCACCAGCACCCAGCGCUUUCUACAACUACCAGCAUCAACUCCAGCAGCAGCAGCAGCAGCAGCAGCAGCAGCAGCAGCAGCAGCAGCAGCAGCAGCAGCAACUCUACCAUCAGUCACAGCACCCUGUGCUACCUACACAACAAUUGCCCUAUGCUGUCGCUCCUGAUGCUGUCCAUGCACCAGCACAACUUCCCAUGACCUCUGCUGUCAUGGCACACAGCUGCUCGGACAACAACGCUAGUCCAAGCUACCCGGGAUAUUCACGAGAGCGCAGAGACAGCGCACCCAUCAUUUCCUACUCUCAGCAACCGCAUAGCACUAUCUAUGCCCAGCAGCAUUUGCCGGCAAACAGUGUCUCUCCCGUUCACCCGACUGUGUACGAUUCCGUCGUUGCCGCAGCAUCAGCACCAGCACCUGUUACCACAUCUCCCUACUCUGCAGCUCAACCACCCUUGAGCGCAGUGCCAGCAUCGCACCUGCAAUACAUGCCUCCUCUUCAUAGUCCAAUCCCACCACAUGUGCCCCAUUACGGCGUUCCACCUCAGCAGCAGCAUCAGCCGUGGGCGCCGACACCACAAAGCCAGCCAGUAUACCAGCAAGCACCAGCUCAUUUCCAGUAUCCUGCCGUCACACCGCCUGGCGUCCAGCAACCAUGGGAUCAACCUGGUGCUACUGUCCCAUCGUCUCAGCAGCCAGGAAUUACCUUUCCUGCCUCGGCCGGCGCUCCACCCUCCAUGAUUCCAUCAAAUACGCAUGUCUCGCCAACUAUGCAGAUCAGCUCUCCACCUAUAUCCGCUACUUCCCCGCGUCCUGGUCACGCGACCGAUCUGAGCAGACAGUCCACCACUUCAUCCGUUGCCUCCGUUCGCAGACCGUUGCCUCAACCAUCGCGAACUUCGUCCAAUCCGUCUGCGCCCGGCUCGCCUGUAACAAGCCCGAUCGGUCUCACCAAUCGUGCAAGCGUCCGACGUGACCUUCCCAGACCACCGUCGGGCUCUUCGGCGACCAUAUCCACUGCAUCCGCUUACAUGGCAUCCAAUCUGGCCAGAACGGAUCCAGGCAGUCCAGGAUCGCCUAUUGCUGGCACCACGUCGCGUCUGCCUGCAUCUGCUCUGAACCGUACCGAGAGCGUACGGCUGGCAGCGGAAGCCCUCAUGGCCAGAGGCGUCCCACAAAGACGUCCGCUCCGCAGCGCCUUGGCUAGCACCACCUUUUCGCCCCCUCUUCCACCUACCAGAAUGGCUGCUAGCCCUUCCGUUCAUACGCGCGAGCUGCCUGCCAGCCAAAGCGAGCCCGUAGCCGCCACGACUGGCACUCGCACACGCAUCGCUGAGCAACAUCCCACCGAAUCGCCCUCGGUAGCUGUUCAGGCAACCCAUCGAUCAAGCCAGAGUACUGGCUCCGUCCUCAGCCAUUCGAUCGACUCGAGUCCUGUCCGCCCUCGUGCUCUACCGGAGCCUGCUGCGGCGCCAGCGCUUCAACACUCUGUGACCACAGCCCCUGCGCCCCCUCAGAAUGCCGUGCAACCGAGUCUGGCCUCUGAUGCAUCACACGUACACGCUCAACCAUCGCAGCCAUCUCGUCGUCAUGAGCCUGCUCGCUAUCAAGAAACAGCUCAAUUGGUCGACUCAUUGGCUAGCAUGUCUGUAGGCAAUGCAAAUCCAUCACAGGCGGCUGCUUGCUCAACACCAGCGCCAAGUGUUCCCGUUUUCAGCUUUGAAGCUCCGGAUGAGGAGCCGGAAAAACCGAGACGUCGACGUGGCAGUAGCGUGUCAAGAGCUGGUCCACCUCCAGGUCAAAAGGCGAUUCAACAGGCUGUUACGGCGCCUACGAUCGUCUUACCGGGCGGUGAUGGCGAUGACGGGGGACACGCGGCAGGACCGUCGAUUCAGAUCUGUGGAGCGGAUGAUGAGCGUGCAUGCUCGAGUUCGGGGCCGAUGGUUUCUGUCACUGCUGACGAUGACGACGUCCGCUCGCAGACGAGCAACGCGUCGAAAGGACCUUCGAUUUCGGUCUCAUUUUCAGCGGAGCCAUCUGCGAAAUCACAACGUGCAGGCACGAGUCAUGCACCCUCUAGCGGAGCGGCCACCGCCAUGGGCUCGGCGACGAAUGGUCGAGUCUCUGCAUCGUCUGUCGGCAGCGGUGCAGGUUGUCAUGGAUGUCGCAAAUGGAUCGCGGGCAAAGUGGUGCAUGCACUAGGAACAACCUACCAUCCGGGAUGCUUCGUGUGUGCGCACUGCUCCGAGGGGCUCGAGCACGUCGCGUUUUACGAACACCAAGGGCUUCCGUAUUGCCACUUUGAUUACCACGAACUCUUCUCGAAACGUUGCUUCCAUUGUCGAACACCUAUCGUGGAUGAACGCUACAUCAGCGUGCAAGACGAAGAGCUCACUGGGCAGGACGGAGAGACGGCGGAACGAUGUUAUCACGAACUCCACUUUUUCUGUGCCAACUGUGGCGAUCCUUUCCUCGACCCCAAGGCCGCCGGUUCGGCUGCCGGUAGCGAUCCAGGCUUGAUGACGGCGGAUGAGAAUGGCAAAGUCAAGCAUGGCGGUAUGGAGUUUAUCGUCCAUAAGGGUUACCCGUACUGCGAAAAGUGCCAUGUCAACUUGCACAAGCCGAGGUGUAACGGUUGUAAGAAGCCGGUGCUCGGCGAUCUCAUAUCGGCGUUACGAGCCAAGUGGCAUCCGGAGUGCUUCACUUGUUGCAGCUGCGAUAAACCGUUUGAGGAUACUAUGUUUUUCGUCAAGGAUGGCAGACCGUAUGACGAGGCUUGUUACAAGGUCUUGUUACGCAACAUGAUCUAG